Verruconis gallopava is the source of this 2408-nucleotide messenger RNA. RefSeq lists its product as uncharacterized. Lineage: Eukaryota; Fungi; Ascomycota; Dothideomycetes; Venturiales; Sympoventuriaceae. The transcript has a single exon. The record is from RefSeq and is a predicted model, not a curated record. Gene Ontology annotation, molecular function: zinc ion binding; DNA-binding transcription factor activity, RNA polymerase II-specific. Gene Ontology annotation, biological process: regulation of DNA-templated transcription. The coding region runs from base 184 to 1740 and encodes 518 amino acids.
GGAAGAUCUGAGCAGGAUUGUCCAUUGAGCAUGCGCCUCUAACACCACAGUCAUCGCACAGCGGAGGUGUUCACGGGUCUUCCUUCUCUCCACGCUUCCCGGACGUUGCGAACAUGCAGGAUUCGACGAUCUCCGAGCGUUUGGUUCACGUGUGGUAAUUCAACGUGGUCAGCGAACGGCGUCAUGGUCGGACAGGAACCUGUGCAUAGACUCCGUUCGAAGCAUUCGAGAAGCCGGACGGGCUGUCUACCGUGUAAGGCGCGCCAUAUUCGGUGCGACGAGCAACGCCCGCACUGUGCCAAUUGCACCAAUGCCCGUAGAGCAUGCAAGUAUUCCCCUCUUGGUCUGAUAGUAAAGACGACUGCGACGAAGACGAGGCUCCCGGGAGUCGAGGCCCCCUGGCAGCUCACACCGGAGCUCUCUGCUUCCACGUUGGACCCGUUCGACACGCUGCCCAUUGAUAUGCCGUUUAGGUCGGCCGAUCUGCUCAGGUUUUUUAUGCAGCACAAAGGCCCCAUCUGCAGCAUCGUUGCCCCGGACAGAUGGCUGGACUUUCUGUCCACUACGAAGAUCAACUCCUACAUUUGUCACAGUCUCCUUCUCAUCGCCGCUGCCUAUUAUCACAACCGUAAUGGUGGUCUGCGAGAAUACGAGCCUGCCUUUCUAUACCACAAGGUCAGGUGCAUCGAGAUUGUCAAUGGCUGGCUAGCUGAUGCUACGAUGAGACUGACGCCGCAAUGCAUGUCGCUGAUCAGCACUCUCGGCUCCGCCGAAGCGUGCACCGGUGAUUUUGCUGCUGCUGUCGAACAUCACCUCGCCGGCUUGGCGCAAAUCCUUGACCUGCGCGCCGAGCAUGGCGGGGACGAUGCUCUUCCCUCCCGCGAGAUGGACAACGAGAUGUCCCAAAGAUACAUCAUGAUGUCAUAUCUGACAAUGGCCGUUAUAAAGAGCAGCAGAACUGUCUUCCAGACGUCAGACGACAUGCUCGCGCGCUAUCUGGCCAGUGGUAUGGACUCCUGUGCAGCAGACCAAGGUAGGCACGAGAUCGACUAUCUUCGGCUGGCGCCGUACUUUUUUGCAAUUUCGGCCAUCACGCAGUCCAAUCUCGUGGACGCGCGUGCGAUGAUCUCACGCCUGCGAUGGCUGGUAGCUCAGCACAGCGACACCGCCGAAGAAUGGUCCUUCGACGCAAUGGUGGCCUUGCUGCGCGACUACAAGAAGCUACACGUGCUGUCCGUCCAAUCACCUGUCCCUCAACCCAAUAAAACCGCGCCAUCUGUGCCAGUCUCGUGGGUCUCUCUCGUCGCAGCAACGUGCUUCUUUGUAUACGGCGUGCUUCGUCCCUCCCAUGGAGACGUCCCACUGGACCUCCGACUCACGCUCCAGCUGGCCCGCGGCCUGGCGUCGGAGCUUGACGCCAUCUUAAUCAACCCUGCAUCUCACGCGAACGCCACGGAUCUCUGGCUCUGGAUGGCGGUCUGCGCCGCGAUGGGCUUGCGCAGAAUGAGUCAAACAAGCGACCAUGAUGACAUCACAACCGCUAUGGUCAUCACGCAGCUGGAAUCGACCGCUCGUCGACAGCUGCGAGCGUUUGCUGAACUGGCCGGAUCGCCGCGCUGGCAAACCGGUAGAGACAUUUUGCGGAGCGUCGUCUGGCCACGACACUGUGCGGACGAACAGGCGAAGAUCAUAUGGGACGAGGCUUUUGCCGAGAACGCAACCCCUGCCCUGCCUCAUUGAUCGCGAUUACGCUAUCUGAAGGACUCUAUUUCCAUUAAACAUGAGCUUGUAUCAUUCUGCUUCUCGAACGCCGUCGGUACUAGCUCUUCCGAAGCAUUCUAUACAAUAUGACGGCAUGCUCGUUUACAAUCUUAGCUCCAACGUCUGCGCGAGAUCCUGUCGACCUCAGCCAUGCUGCGUACUGUAUCUGAAACCUAAUCCUUCUUGGUCCGCUCCGUCCAGAUUAAUCGCAACUCGGCGUUGCUCAUCGUGAACACGUCCUUGCUCUCAGUCAACAGCUUGGUUCCGUCCUCGCCAGGUGCAAACGCCACAUCGAAUUCCAGCACCAUCUUCGUGACAACAGUCCUGAGCUCGUUGAGCGCAAACUGCUUGCCGAUGCAACUGAACUUGCCAAUCGAAAACGGGAAGAAGGCGUUCUUGUUCAAGAUCAACUCGGGCUUAGUGGUCCAGCGCUCGGGAAUGAACUCGUUCGGCUUGACGAAUGCUCGUGGAGCUGUUGGUCUGCGUUAGUCCUAAUUUCAAACGGAAGAAAGUAAAGAUUUGUAUGUCGCUCACAUCGCUGGAUCGUGUAGUGAGGCCCAAUGAUCUGGACUCCGCCUGGAAGGUGCUGUCCAUUUAUGACGACGCCAUCGCGAGGGGUAAGCCGGCUCACUCCUCCAGGCACAGGC